GAUAGCCGUUGUUGUCGCGCGCGCGGUUAGCUCGGCUCUUGGUUUGGUUCGUUGGCUCCUCAUUGUGUGCUCCUCAUUGUGUGUGCGAGUCCGUCACCGAAUUUCGUCCGCGAGCCAGGUUCGUGUACCCCUCGGGCCGUCACCUGUGUCCUGUGUCCCAGUGAACUGUGUCCAGAGCCGAGAUUCUCCACCGUGCCUUUUCCCCAGUGUUUUUCCCACCCCCCGCGUGUGAAGGGUAGUUUAGUGUAUCGUCUCUAGGAUUACCGCACCCUCGUCGUGGCGAGUAUGCUAAGGGCUCCUCGCCGGUUGUGAAGUCUCCGUUUAUUUUUUUCAACCCCUCUUCUUUCGAGCUGCAGAUCCGUGGAGUUUCCGGGAUGGUGGACUACUACAGAGUGCUGGAAAUCACGAGAACCGCCACAGCUGCCGACAUCAAAAAAGCGUACAGGAAAUUAGCACUGAAAUGGCACCCGGAUAAAAAUAUAGACAACCAUGACGAAGCUAACAAAAAGUUCAAAGAGAUCUCAGAAGCCUACGAAGUACUUUCAGACGAAAGUAAGAGGAGGAUAUACGAUCAAAAAUCGACUGCGAAACCGCCCACCGGUCGACCGAGAGCCACCCCCGAGUAUAAGCGAUCCUCUUUCAGAACGUUCUUCGAGAUGCCUUUCCAGCGAUUCUUCGAGAAAAAGAGGCGAGUCUAUGAUCAGUACGGAAAAGAUGGUCUCAUCAAUGGCGGUGUGAAUGCUAGGAGCAGAAGCAGGCACCACACCCAUCACACUGAUUCCGAUUUUGAUCUUGGAUUCGGAGGUUAUGGAUUUGAAUUCCGCGACCCUCAGGAUGUCUUCAGAGAGUUCUUCGCUAGCAACUUCCCGUUCAUGGAUAUCUUUGGAACAGGUAACAGUCGACACUCAUCUAGUCGGAAUAACGGUGGUAGACACGGCAACCAACUUAGCUCACUUUUCGGGAAUCCCUUCGGUUUAGGUUUCGACACCCCUGACUUUUUCUCAGAUUGCGGUCAGGGACAGUGGUCCUCUAUUUCAACCUCUUACGGCUCACCCUCAACCAAUGGUCCAGUUACUUUUAAGAAGACCUCUACCUCAACAAGAUUUAUCAAUGGAAAGAAAAUCACCACUAAAAAAAUUGUGGAGGGAGGAAAAGAGACUGUGAUGCAGUACGAAAAUGAUGUACUCACCUCAAAAACGGUGAACGGUGUUGCACAGGCAAUCAGCUUUGGCAACUAAACCACCUACCAAAGGUCCUCAUUUUAUUUGUCUGUAGUUUUAGUCUGCUCUCCGCCAAAUUUCCUCAUGUAACUAGCGAAUUUAAAAUUUCCAAGUGGUCUCUAAAUCUGCAUUGUUUACUAUUAGUAGUUGAAUCAAUUCGGGAUUUAUUGAAUUGUAAAAAGUAAUAAAAAAAUUUAAAAAAAAAAAAAAUGAAAUAAAAAAAUUUCUGGAGAGGAGAUGUGGACAGCUAUCAGCCUCAUCCAUGUAUCAUUGUUAUAUUACCUGCCCAAGAGCAUUUUACCUUCAUCCCUGUGCGCACUACCUGACCAGGAAGAUGCUGCAAUUACCAUUGGACUCAUUAAUGUUUCAUGGACUGAUCAUACUUCUUAGAAAAUAUCCCCCAUGAAGUACAAAUUUUCGUAAACUCGACCAUUACAAAUAACUGGCAGCAUUUAAAAGAAAAAUCUUAUAAUGUAAGGUUUACAAUGAAAAUAUGUGUUAUUUCAUCCAGUCAAGGGCACCAAAUACAUGUAAGCAACCAUGACUACCAAUUGUAUGUAAGUAUCAUGCUGCUGUCGUUAGAAACUCUGGAAUGUGAUUAGUCAAUAUAAUGUCCCUUAAGUCAGGUCUUAUUAUUUUAUAUGUACUUUAAAUAAAUGAGUCAAGGCAUCUGAAGAUACCUCUUCUGGUAUGCUUUUUUUUGUCGGAACAAUCAUCAAUCAAUAUCAUUGGUCAUUAAACAAACUGACAAAUGCAAAAGAAAAGGAAUGUAUGAAGGUAUAACAACAGUGAAGCUCCCAAACCUUGCGUCUUCCUUGCGUUGUCCUAAAAUCUUCACUCUCACCAUUUUUCCUUUUCUUUUUUUUUAAAAAAAAGAGGAGAUCAACAUCCAUCUUCAGGCGUUUCAGAAUUUUUCCUCAUGAAGAAGAAAAAUCACGGAAGUUUUGAAGAAUUGACAUUGAGUAGUUCUUCAUUAAAAAAUGGACUAUGACAGGAAAUCGUUCCAGUCGCAAACUUAGGUAAUUAAACUAAGUGUCCAUCAGUCCGUAUAGUCCGGAAAAAGGACGCCUUUUUUUAGGUCCAUAGAGAGGGUUCUCAUCUAUUAGAACUUGUUUCUAUGCAAAAGAACAACAUAAGCAAUAGUAAAUCACGAAAGUAUGUAGCCAGCCCUCGACAGAUUUGUUUUGGGCUUGUGAGAGCUUUUGUGUAUUUAAAAGUGUUGAAUUAAUGAAUCCAUGAAUCCAACUUAGUAGUAAUUGUUCUAAUUUCGAUCUCAAAAUUAAAAUUUGAAUGAAUUGGUUUCUUCUUUUAAUUAUGUAUGAAAUAUCAAGGAGUGGUGUCUCAAAUUCCACUUUGCUUGACUUUAGUCGUGCAAAGUGGAAUUCGUGUCCGAUUUUCUAGGCAUUAUUUGAAAACUUUUCCGGCUUUUUACACUUUCUUUUUUAUAAGAAAACGUUAAAACUUCAAUUAUAAAUAAACAGAAUGUUCGAAAGUACUACAAACAAAUUGUCCGGAGCGCAUUGAAGAAAAUUGUUCCACUUUGGCCUGCUCUUCCCAAAUUCAUGUAAUUGCUAUCGAAGAAUUUUGAUAUGUCGCGAAAAGAUAUGGAAGGAGUCCCUAAUUUUUUUCCAAGGAGAGGUACUUAAUUUUUUCUUUAGUUCUUAAAAAGUACUUCAUUUUUUGUAGACUUCAGUGGACACCCUGUCUUGGUCUGGGAGUCUCACUGUCGAUAAGCAUGAUUCUGGCCGGCAAAAAAAUAUGUAGCAGCUCCAUGCUCUACCCAAUUAUUUACCAAGAAUGUGUUGUCAAAGGGCUAUGAAGAGAUAUUCCUUAGUUUUGUAGGAAAAAAUGUUUUGCUCUCUUGAAAUGAUCACUUUUUUUGUUGAACUCCAUCCUCCUUGGACCGAGAAAUGCAGUGUCUGGAGCUAUUUAGCCUAUUCUGGCCAUUUUGGGGCCCCAAAACAUGAUUAGUCAAUUAGCUUGGAUCAAAUUAGUCAGCCUAGCAGAAUCAAAUUCCCAGUUGGUGAAAAAUUCAGUUUUCUUUUUCAUUUUUAGUUCCGCUGUUUUAUUCAAUUGAGCUGCCAUGAAAAGUCUGAAUCCCAAGAUACAGGGACUUCUGAAUUACUCAUUUUUCGUUCGAAAGUUGGAUAUAUUUUUGCCCUCUGGUAUCCUUAGUAUCCUCACAAUGUGUGUUCUUGAUUUUUGUAAUUAAUCAUGCGUGAAGUUUGCCUACUUCUUAAGGAAAGGCACGCUUGAACUACUCUUGAAUGUCGAAGGUGGAUAGAAGUACUGCCAUCUACAGUAAGGGUGUUUUUAAGGAUAUAUGCCAUAUUUUAGUAUUGUAUUCUGUACUUGGAAUUUUUUUUUUAUUUUUAUUUUUUUUUUUUUUUUUUUAGAGAAAACAAAAAAAAUUUCAUUUUAAAAAACCAGUGCGCAUAAUCUCUAUAUUCUCGUUCAAAUAAUCGUCCUAUAUAUCGAUAAUUUGCUCUAGAAGCACUGCAAGAAAAAAAUGUAUUGAGGGUUUUUUUUUUAUCUACAGAACGCAUAGGGCUUAAUAUGUUAUCAUGGAGCAAAUGCAUGGAGUUAUCCUCGGUUUGAAGCGGUUCUGCUCGAGGUUAGGAUUGCAUGUAACUGCUCGAAAACCACCUCAGAAGAGUGAUCCAAAUGUUCCAGUGGAAGAAUUGGACGGGUUAGACCAAGACACUGAACUGGGAUGUAAAAGUUACGCGGUUCGUCACGAUCUGUUGCAUUUGAAAUGAAGAGAAGCCCUUAGUUUUCUUGCAAUGAAAUAUUCCUUCACAGAAUACAAGUGCAAAAACUGGCAUGAACUUAUAGUGUCUUUGCUGUGAAUGGCAGAAAAACAAUUCCAAAUGAGUCUCGAAUGUUGUCUUUCCUGAAUGGAGAUUUGACAUAUUUUGAUAUGAAGUUCUAUGUAUUGUCAUAGUCUCCUUUCAUAUUUACAAUUGUUUACCCAGAUUCAUGAGAGGUUUGAAUAUAACAAGCGCCUGAAUUUCAUGAGGUCUAGAACCUAGAUUCCAUUUACAGCACUGAAACUGAACUUUUUAUUUUUUCCUUUUUACGGAACUUUCAUUUUUCAAAUGACCUCAGCCGAGGAAUCAUUGAGGAAUUUAUUAGUGUCAGGUGCAUCAGAUUUAUUUUAUUCCUUACGCCUUAGCACAAUCCAACUUGGAAUCUAAUUUUUGUAAAAAUACCUUUCCUGAUUCAGAAGUAGCAGGGUAUGACCCUGGACUUCAAAAAAUAUUUUGCCGAUAGAUGUUCAAACAUGUCUCAUUAAAUCACACAUUUUUGUCCUUGAGUUAUCUUCCCAUGCCUCUUAUUUCUACCUAAAAUGUUGUACAUUAACCAUUCGUCAAUCAUGUACUCUUCAAGGAGAAUUUUAUGAUUAAUUUUCUAAAGUAGCUGUAUCAUCGCAGACUAUUAUCUUUCCACCCUCAAAUGCAUCUGCAUGUUUCCUUCGAAAUGAAGGCUUUAUCAAUCAAUCCUGCAUAUUAGCCAGAACAAAAUGUUAUGUAAUCAUCCUCAAUUAUUAAUUGGUUUCCCUGCCGAUCAUAAACACUCCCUCAGGGGGGAUCCAAAAUAAAUAUUCUUUGAAGCAUCUUUUUUUUUAAUAUAUGUAAAAUUCCCAUGAUAAAAAAAAUGAACCGAUAAAACUAGAGUGCCUAUAUACAGGAGAGUAUUGCCAUUUCUGUUCCGCUCUCUGAUUGGUUCAUCAGUUUUAGGCUUCAUUGGGCUCCAAAGUUGGACCAAUGUAAAUAAACCCGACCCAGAGGAAUACGUUUUAUCGGCUGAAAAAUGAAUGAUAAUCACACUCAAAGGUUAAUUUAUGGCAAAAAUAUCAAUCAAAAGUCGAUCCAAACGCAAUUCAGAAGUUAAUCAUAAAAAAAUUUCCAUCACAUCCAAAGUCAUGUUUAGAACUUUGUAGAACUUUGUCGCCAUCUUGUUUGUUAACAUUGGGCCAAACUAUGAGUGGAGGGGUUGGGGUUCGUUUACAUUGGACCAACUUUGGGACUCCAUGAUAGCCGACCAAUCAGAGAACGGCACACUUUUUCUCUAGUGAAAGGAUUGAGAUGGCAAUACUCAACUGUAUUCAGGUGCUCUAAACAUCAGAUGGGUUUUUUAUAUUUUUAGCCUUAAAAUGAGCUAAAAUAGAUCUACUUUUGGACAGCUUCUUUUAAUGAAACUGCAGUGGUUUAAGACUUUUAGACCUGUAUAAUACCUUAAAUUCUAUAAUUUUCAUGCAUUUUCAUUAAAAAAAACUCGUUUUCUCUUGGUCUAGUUUCAAUAUUCAUACUGUAAAAUAAUCUCCUCAAAUUAUACUGUAUAACCAAGCAUGGAUGUUCUUUCGAAUUUUGGAAAUUAUAUUUUUUUCAACGCAGCAUCCUCUCUUUUGGGAGUGAGGCUUCUUUGUUUCCAUCGAACUACUUUUCUGUGUACGCAUCGUUGAGUUUCUUUUGCUCCCUGGAAAAUGUUCUUUUAGCAAUUAUAAACACAAAUUAUAUCUGAGCAGAUCUUUUGAUAAUCAAUAAUGUGUGAAAAAUAUCAGUUUUGUUACCCUAUUAUGUAAAAUUUUAUUUUGUUUGAACAAUCAAAAAAAGUCUAGCUCAAAGCAAUACAGCUUAUUGUUAUCGAAGACCAGUUAACGCCUUGCAAGUUUUAGGUUCAUAUUUUAUCAGUAUACUAGAGUUGAAUUGAGGUGUUUGUUGAAUUGUAGUAGUCAUAGUUGUAUCAAUGAAUCAAUGCAGAAAAAUGGUCUUGUUGCAGAUUUAUUUAAAGAGGAAAAGAAUGUAGAAAGUGAGUGGAACCAUUCAGUGGCGAGACAGAAGAGGGUCUCAAAGGGUUUCGAACUCCUCUCACAAUUCCAAAAAUCUCGACUCGAAAAUUGUCUUAAAAAAGAUAAUUUUUUGCACUUUAUAGAAAUAUUUUAACUUUGGAUACCCUCCAUCCCCCCAAUUUCCGGCUACGCCAACUGAACCACUACCUGCUAUCGUUCUUGCCUCACUCCAGCCCUCCACUUGUCGUCAAUUAAAUUUUAAACUCCUCAAAAAUGUUGUUAUCAUACCCUAAUGAAGCUAUGAAUUGGAACAAAUAUUAAAUUAUAAUAUCAGUUGUCAAAUUGUGAUGAAAGUCUGUGUUUAUAUUUCUGCCUGAUUUAUCACUUCAUGCUUACGGUUUUGUUACCGCAGUUUUCCUCUUAUUUGCUCUGAUUUUUCUGAUGUAUACUUAAUCUGAAAUGAAAAAAGAUGCACAACAAUAGUUCAGGGCCAUCCAACUGUUUACUAUAGCCUUUAUGUAAAGAUUUAUCUCUCAAUUAUCUACGAUAGUUUAAGUAAUUUCUUGUUUUUCCGUUUACCUCUACCUAUUGGAAUUUUUGGAAAACUACUCUUAAAUUAAUUUGGUAAAGGCGGAAUAAGGUGCAUUCUCUGAGGAGUCUCUUUUCUGUUUUCUUCUCUCUCUCCCUCCUCCGUCUUUCAAAUGGAGUGCAUUUUGCAAUUUGGAACUAUAAAUUCUGGCCUGGUUUAAAAACAACGUAUGUACCAUUAGUUUCCCUAUGCACAUAAGUGUUUUCUCAGGUGAGCCAGAAGCUGUAGUUCUAAAUUGCAAAAUGCAGUCCAAAUAAGUUUUUAUCAAUUGUGCUACACCGUUUCAUCAAUUGCCGGAGCUUUUAUAUUUGGUGCUUCUUUAUCCUUGAUUCGUAUGUUGGUUCCUCUUGAUCAAUUUUUCAUGUUCUAUUUCUUCCAAUGUGCAAAGUCUCCUCUUUUGCGCAUGAUCGGAGUCCCUUAAUUGUCAACUCCUGCCUAGUGCCCCACCUUUGUUCACUGACGGGAUUUGGAGUCGUUUUUAUUUUUCAAUGUAAUGCACUUCAAGUGUGAAUUUCCUUCCACUGAACAGACUACGUGUGAAUGAAUCAUUUUUUGAAUGUGCCUCCAAAUCUAUCGUAUUGUUUUGUUCAAUUGUCUGUGCAGAGUUCUGUAAAUAAUUGUGUGAGUAUGAUUUCGUCAUGACUGACAAGAUUGUUAUAUAUUUAGUUUCUUGCUCACAGUUGUAACCUCGUUUUCCGACUUUCGGUUUUGUAAAUAUGUGUUCAUAGAAUUCUUUUGUUUCAAUUACCUAUUUUAGUUUCCAUUUCAUUUUUUAAGUAAAUUUUUGUAUUCUUUAAUUUAUUUACUUAAUUUUAAGGUCAUUUUGUUCGUUUAAGUUAUCUGAACAUUUCGAAGUUGGUAAAAUUUUAAGUAGCUUUGUUCACUGCCUAAAACCCUCAGGGGAAUAAGCUCGGGUUCUUAGCUGCACGUAAAGGUGUUCAGCUUGGCUGUGCUGAUUUAAAAAUGACUCAAAAAGAAAAGGCAUCCUCUUAAACAAUAGAUACAAAUUGUUACGUUGAAUGAAUUGAUGACACACAAUGCUAUUUUUAACCGAAAUGUCAUGUGCAAAGUGUAUCUCUUUUGUGAGAGGAUUUUAAUUGAAACAUUUUUGGCUAUCAAGCUCCAUGAAAAAAGUGAUAUGUACUUUAUUGUUUAGUUGAAAUAUUUCUUCAUUUCCUCUAAUUCAGUUUUUCAAAACCUGUAAAAAUGUGUGUACUUAAAUACCAUUGAAGUCACUUCGAAGGGUGGUGAACAUACAAAUCAAAUUAGGUUGUUUUUUUCUUCAUUUUUAUCUCACAGACUGUCAUAUUUUUUUUAUUUCCCAUCUUACCUCUGUGUUAAAAUGAACACUCAUGUUGUACAUAUUUACUAUUUCUUAAACCACAAAAUAUUUACCAUUAUUCACUACAUUAACUGGUUUUUCAUUAAAAGCUUUCACCACGA
This is a messenger RNA of Bemisia tabaci, 8044 nucleotides long. The record is from RefSeq and is a predicted model, not a curated record. Lineage: Eukaryota; Metazoa; Arthropoda; Insecta; Hemiptera; Aleyrodidae.